AUCCUUCUUGCCUCUCCUCUCAAACAUACCAAAACCAAGGUGCUACAAGCCUCUGUGUGUUAAGGCAAACUCUAGGAGGAGAAGAAACGCAAGAGAGAGAUAUGAAGCUUAACAGUGCAGCCAUGGCAGCUGAUCAGUCCAACAAAAGGAGCAAUAGGGUUUCAUGCAGAAGGCUUGGAGGGUAUCUUAGACAGCAGAAAGGGAGGCUCUACAUCAUUAGGAGAUGUGUGGUUAUGCUUCUCUGCUGGCAUGACUAAUUUGCAAUUGGUUUAAGUUUUCAACAUCAGCCACUAAUUUUUUUCCAACUUGAAGCAAAGCAAAGCAAGCAAGCAUCUUCAACCAUUGCUGCAGUGAAGUUUCAGCAAAUCAUCAAUCAUCUCUCUCUCUCUCUCUCUCUGUCACCCUUCUACAAUGAUGAGGUGUAAAUAGCUAGCAAUGAGAAAUGUCAGUGAUGAUGCACAAUUGUUUUUUUCUUUUCCUGCAGAAUUUGUACGACAGAAAAUCUUUGAAUUAAUUAGAUAUUUGGAACCAAUUUUAGAGAAGCUUGUGUUUCACCUC
This is a messenger RNA of Prunus dulcis (almond), 558 nucleotides long. RefSeq lists its product as uncharacterized. Bases 102 to 257 code for a protein of 51 amino acids. The record is from RefSeq and is a predicted model, not a curated record. NCBI's taxonomy places the organism in Eukaryota, Viridiplantae, Streptophyta, Magnoliopsida, Rosales, Rosaceae. The transcript has a single exon. Gene Ontology annotation, biological process: negative regulation of cell population proliferation.